AUGGAUGACUUGAAAGCCUCAUCAGAGACUGAUUUAUUUUCUCAUGCGUCGAAAUCAGUUUCGUUUAAAAGUGAUUUUUCAUCUGUUAAUGGAGAAAAUCAUUCAUGGAGAUAUCUUGCUAAAACAUAUUUUAACAAUAGUAAACAAUUAAAAAGUUCAAUAUCUAAUGUUUUUAUAAAAGAAAAUUCAUCUGGAAAUUAUUAUAAAAAUCUGCCUGGUGCAAUGCCAAUAAGUAUGAAUGAAAUGUUAAAAGCACAGAAUACAAAUGCACCAUGGUUAUUUAAUGUAUUAAAAAAGAAGUUUCAUCGUUCUCGAAAACAUAAAAACGAUAGAUUUUCAAUGAAUGAAUUCGACUCGAAUAAUACAGUAGCCAAUAAUUCGAUAUUAUUAGCAGAAGAAUUGUUAGAUAAAGCCAUUACUAACGAUGGAAUGAAUGGAAAAUGGAUUGUGAAUGAAAACGACGUUGCUUGUCCAUUAAUUAAGAAUUUCGAUAGAUCUACUUGUGCUCAAUACAAUGCAUCUCGUGCUAUGUCAUCAACAACAUCGCCUAUUCCAUUAUCUACUGAUGAUUCAUUACAUCUGUACCAUUAUCAUUACGAUUUUCAAACAUUAGAUCCACCAACAAAUUCAUCUCCAUCGUAUUUAGCCGAUUAUCAAGCUCAAGUUUCAUCAGGCAAUAUCGAUGAAACAAAACCAACUAUAUCCAAUGAUGAAGAUACUCCUGUAGAUUCUACUUCAAUGGCACCGAUGGUCAACACUUAUUAUGCAUCAAGUCAGCGACAGACCGGUUUACACAAUAGCCAAGAUAAAGAAACACGUUUAUCAUCUUCUCCUUUUGUACAAUCAACACUAGAUUCAGUUAUUGAUGAUAUACAUUUAGUUGGCCGUAAUUCAACAAUACAAACAACAUCAAAAGGAGCAAAAUCGGCAUCGGCAGCUCGAAGUCAUCCAAUCAUAGGUUCAACUUCUACGAAGAGAGUAAAAAAACAAGUAGAAUCAGCAAAAAAGAAGAAAAGCAAAUCCUAUCAAGAACAUAAAUUAAGUUCUGAAGAAAUCGAAUUACGAGAAGCAUUGCGUAUUAUUGAUUUGGACAAUAUUGGAUUUUUCCCACCAACUGAAUUACGUAGAGUAUUGAAAGAUAUUAUUGAUAUUAAGACGAAUGAUAUUGAAAAAAUCGAACGAUGUUUACCGCUCGAUGAUGAUGGACAUUAUUCAAUAGAUAAUCUCAUUAAAUUAUUAUUGGGUACAAAAGCAACAUGA
Molecule: messenger RNA, 1260 nt
Organism: Rotaria socialis
Lineage: Eukaryota; Metazoa; Rotifera; Eurotatoria; Philodinida; Philodinidae
Source: the annotation of a GenBank genome assembly